Molecule: messenger RNA, 3719 nt
Organism: Ananas comosus (pineapple)
Lineage: Eukaryota; Viridiplantae; Streptophyta; Magnoliopsida; Poales; Bromeliaceae
Product: putative disease resistance RPP13-like protein 1
Exons: 1
Coding region: 222-3458 (1078 amino acids)
Biological process (GO): defense response to other organism
Molecular function (GO): protein binding; ADP binding
Source: RefSeq, a predicted model, not a curated record
UCAGCCUGUGGUACAAGGAGCCCAUAGGUGAGCUGGCUUGGCUUGACCAAGGUGUCAAAGGAGUCUUUGUGUUAGUUAACAGUUGCCAUCAUGUGGCCCCCCAUGGAUUGAAAAUGAUUUGCCUUUUAAAUAAUUGAGUUUUCUUUUGUUGACUGAGAAAGUCUCUACUCCAUUUGCAGCAGCCAGCCAAAGAAUUGGAAGUGGUAAGGAGGUGCUCAGCUAUGGCUUCUUCCUUGUUCUCUUUGCUUGUAUCGGCCGUCACGAAGCUCACCAGGUUCGUUGAAGGAGCAAACUUCACUUCACUGCUACCAUCUUCGUCUUCUAAUCCAUUUGCCACUCUCCAAGAAGAUCUGAAACAUCUAAAGAGGACGCUGCUGCGAAUACAUGCCACUCUUGCUGAUGUAGAGGAGAGGGAGAUCAGAGACAGUUCGGUGAAGCUCUGGCUGCAUGAGAUCAAAGCCGUGGCUUAUGAUGCUGAUGAUAUCCUCGAUGAAUAUCACUACGAGCUGCUGCGGCGCCAAGUUGAAGGCAAGCCUAGUCCAGUGAUUCGGAAAAGAAAAAUGGGUGAGAUACAUGAUCUUUCAUUUCCAGCUGGCUUAUCUGGUAGAAUUAAUGAAGUCAGGAUGAGGUUGGAUGAGAUAGCGAAGGACAGGGAUGCGCUUCAUUUGAGGGAGGAAGACGGCGAGAGACGGUUGAACGAUGCUUGUUGGAAGCUGAUACCGACGAGUUCAUUGGUAGAUGAUUCACGAGUUUAUGGGAGGGAUAUUGAUAAGAAGAACAUCAUUCAACUGUUGCUGUCCGAUGGUCAGCCAAAGGUCGAUGUAAUUCCCAUAGUUGGACCUGGAGGUGUCGGCAAGACGACCCUUGCUCAGCUUGUCUACAAUGAUCCAAUGGUUCGCUGCCAUUUUCACUUGUAUGCUUGGAUAUGUACAUCGCAAAGCUUUGAUGUCUUGAAGAUAACACAAACAAUUGUCAAAUCUGUAACUAAGAGUUCUUGCGAUAGCGCUGAACUUGAUGAUCUUCAUCAUAGUUUAAAGAAGGCAUUAAAAAAUAAGAAAUUCUUGCUUGUGUUGGAUGAUGUUUGGAAUGAGCAGCAAAGCCUAUGGGAAUUGCUUUGCAUCCCAUUUAGCAAAUCGAUGUCCAGUAAAAUCAUUGUAACUACGAGGAAUGAGUCCACUGCUAGGAUAAUGCAUGCAGUAACCCCCUACCGAUUGGGGUUGUUAACCGAGAAAGAUUGUUGGUUGGUAUUCAAGAGAUAUGCUUUUGAACAUCAACCUCAAUUCAUGUCGAUUUCUAGUGGAGAAUUAACCGAUAUGGGUUAUGAGAUCGCAAGGAGGUGCGAAGGCCUGCCAUUGGCUGCAAAGACAUUAGGAAGCCUCCUGCGCUUGGAAACUGAUGAAGAGAUGUGGAGGGAAGUCUUACAGAGCGAAUUUUGGGUAGUACUAAACGAGGAAAGGAAUGAGAUUUUGCCGGCCCUAAUGCUUAGCUAUCAUCGAAUGCCUUCUCAUUUGAGGCAAUGCUUUACAUACACUUCAGCAUUCCCGAAAGGUUAUUUGUUUGAGAAACCCUAUAUAGUGAAGUUGUGGAUGGCACAAGGGUAUAUUGUACAUAAUGGAAGAAAUUCAUCGCCAGAAGAAGUAGGUGGCACCUACUUUGAUGAGUUGCUGCAAAGAUCUAUGUUUCAGCAUUCACAAUCUCUUGAUACUACUAAAGAUGGUUGGUUUUGUAUGCACGAACUUAUCCAUGAUCUUGCUAAAUCCAUAUCGGGCCGUGAAUGUAUUACAGCACAUGAUAGCAGGUCCCUUGAUGUCGAUGAAGAUACCCUUCAUGCUUCAUUAGUUCCAACAGAUGGACAAAACAUCAUCGAAUUUCAGACCUUGAACGAGCCUAAAAGGUUGCGCACCUUCCUCAUACUCAAGUUGAAACAAAUGCAAGUGCUGCAAGUCGAGAUGCCAGAGUUUCUUCUCCAGAACUUGAAAUGUUUAAGAACAAUAGAUUUGAGCUACACUAUGCUUGAAGUGCUACCAGACUCAAUUGGUGAGCUAAAACAUCUUCGCUAUCUUGGCCUUCGAGAAACGAACAUUCGAGUUCUACCAGAAUCAUUGUGCAGUCUUUACAAUCUGCAGGUAUUGGACUUGAGUCAUUGCAUGAGCAUUCUUGAGUUACCUCAAGGUAUAGGAAAUCUUGUUAGCCUAAGACACUUGAGCCUACCGGUGAUGGAAGAUUCACAUAUUUGCAUGCCAACUGGAUUGGGAAAUCUGACCAAUCUUCGAAGUUUAUCAGCAUUCUAUAUUGGGGGAAACAAAUGGCACUGUGGGAUAGGAGAGCUGACUGGAUUGGUCGAUCUUAGAGAGUUGCGCAUAUUGGGCCUCGAAAGAGUUACCGAGUCAGACAAUGCAGAUUUGACGAAGAUGAAAAACUUGGAGAAACUGACAAUAUUUUGGUCUUAUGGUAGCUGCACAGCAUCUGACGAUUGUUCUCGCAUAAGAGUUCAAUACAACUGUACUAACUGGCGAAGAACUACAAUAGACAUUCAGAAAUUGGAUGCAGCCUAUGUGCUCGAGAACCUCCAACUUCAUACCACCCUCAAAGAGCUGGCUCUAAACGGUUAUAACGGCACAAGACUACCAAGUUGGCUAGGUGAUCCUUCCUUCUCAAAAUUAACAUCCAUUAGACUCGAUCUCGGCGACGACAAAUGCACCUUCCUUCCGCCGCUUGGUCGCCUUCCAUCUCUAAAGCAUCUAUUCGUAGGAGGGAUGCAGAGAAUGCAAUGCAUUGGCCGCGAGUUUUGCGGAUGCUGCUCAGCUUCCGCUGGGGGGUUUCGAGCACUAGAGACGUUAGAGCUGACGGAGAUGCGGGCAUUGGAGGAGUGGCGUGAGGUGCAUAUCAAUGACUUCCCUCGCCUCGAUGAACUUGCAAUCAGCACCUGCCCUAAGCUGUAUCGGCUACCCGAUUGUCUUUCUUCGUUGGCUAAGCUCGAGAUAAAUGACUGUAAGGUUCUAACCACAUUUCCUAAGCUUCCAUCUCUAACCGGCUUGAAGUUGUGGGGGAGCUGUAACUGGCACAUAUGGUCAGUAAGUUUAGACCUCCCUAAUCUUGAGUACUUGCAGAUAUCCAAUUAUGACAGACCAACUCUUGAUUUUUACCCCAACCUGCCGGCGCUCAAAGUAUUGACAAUUGAGUGUUGCAAGAAUCUAGAAAAGGCCGCAGGCUCGCACCAUCUGAUCUCUCUUCAAUCCUUGGAGAUAUAUUCAUGUCCCAAGUUCCAGGGACUGACAGACAAGCAUUUACACCCUCAAUUUGCUGUUUUUUUAGGGCUCGGUGAAUCGAAACCUCCGCUGCCAUAUUCAAAGGCUAGAGACCGUCCUCUCGCAAGAUUGAUGCAGAAAGAAGAUUUCAAUAGUCACCAGGAGCGAAUCUCUCAAUUUAACCUUUUUCCUCCUCAUUUAUUUAAAUGAGACGAUCUUGCAAUUCCAAAUAGUUAGGAAAACACAUUGCGUGGCUAAGCUAUGCAGUUUGUGUUUAGUGCUCCCUCGGUAAUUUACGUAGAAUCAAAUGGCAAACUGUUUGUUUCAAGAAAUUCUCAGGAGUUCAUAAAUUCCGAGCAAUACUAAAGCAAAUGGUCGGAAAGAAAGGGACUUAUAAUCUUUGUCAUGAUCAUAACAUCUAUAAUGACUAGAUGCAUUUUUCUCUACAAAAUAUGAAAAUUAUGUAAAAUA